Molecule: messenger RNA, 2037 nt
Organism: Zychaea mexicana
Lineage: Eukaryota; Fungi; Mucoromycota; Mucoromycetes; Mucorales; Lichtheimiaceae
Product: mate-domain-containing protein
Exons: 5
Coding region: 282-1784 (500 amino acids)
Biological process (GO): xenobiotic detoxification by transmembrane export across the plasma membrane
Cellular component (GO): membrane
Molecular function (GO): xenobiotic transmembrane transporter activity; antiporter activity
Source: RefSeq, a predicted model, not a curated record
CAGAAAUCCAGAAAAAGGAAUUUUUUAUACUGGACCUACUAAUUUUUUUUUCUUCUUUUUGUUUCUUCUUCUUUCCUUCUUCAUUAAAGGCUCAUACCCCUCCUCUGGUCCUCGUCCUCGUCGUCGUCGUCGUCCUUGUUCACAACAAACGCAAACAAGAGAGCACGCUUUCGAAUUCACACAGCAGCAGCAGCAGCAGCAGCAGCAACAGCAGUAAACAGUUACCAACAAGUACUACCACUACAACAGUCGAUCUAACCCCUUCCCUCCUUCCAAGUGAAAUGCGUUCAGAGGACGACAUUGCGUCGAUCACUUCUUCAAUGUCGGCAACGCCCACUGAGACCAGCCCACUUGUACCCAAGUCGAGGAAUCGUAAUGACGGGAGCUGGUCUUCUGAGUUCCGUUGGCUGCUCUUCAACUGCUUACCAGUGAUUGGUACCUAUUUGCUACAAAAUUCACUACAGCUUGCCAGCAUAUUCACCUUGGGUCACCUGGGCUCGACUGAACUUGCAGCCAGCGCAUUGGCUAGCAUGUUUGCAAAUGUGUCGGCAUGGAGUGUGGCAUUUGGUACGGCCACAGCGUUGGAUACGUUGUGCUCACAGGCAUGGACGGGUGCUCGCGACAAAACGCUGGUCGGUGUCCACUUGCAGCGAGCACUGGCAAUUCUGAGUGUGUUGUUCAUUCCCAUUGCCAUUGUUUGGUGGAACGCUACACGAAUUCUGUUGGCGCUCAAUCAGGAACCGGAGUUGGCUCUUCAUGCUGGUAUCUUUUUGCGGUACCUCUUGUUGGGUGCACCUGCAUUCAUUGCAUUCGAAGGCAUCAAAAAGUACUUGCAAGCACAGGGCAUCAUGAAAGCCUCGACGUAUGCAUUGAUGAUUGCCUCACCGCUCAACUUUGGCUUGAACUAUCUGCUUGUGCAUGGCAAGCCUUACAACCUGGGCUUCAUUGGUGCACCCCUGGCUACGAGUAUCAGUUACUGGCUCAUGCUCGCCCUGUUGUUGCUCUACAUCCGCUUUUACAAGGGCAGUGAGGCUUGGGGCGGCUGGUCGCGUGAAGCCUUUACUGAAUGGUGGCCCUUUUUGAAGCUGGCCGUGCCUGGUAUCCUCAUGGUGUGCAGUGAAUGGUGGGCAUUCGAAUUAGCAGCAUUGGCAGCUUCGUACCUCGGCACAGUCGAUUUAGCUGCUCAAUCGGUCUGUCUGACUGUCGCAUCAGCCACGUAUACCAUCCCUUACGGCAUCAGUGUCGCAGCUUCGAAUCGUGUUGGCAAUGCGCUUGGAGAAACUUUCGCAAUGAAAGCAAAGCGUGCUUCCAUGGUAGCUUUCAUAUUCGCCAUCGUAUUCGGAUCAAUGAACUCGAUCCUGUUUAUCGUGACUCGACCGUUCCUUGGCUACUUGUUCACAUCGGAUGAAGACGUUGUUUUACGAGUCGCCCAUAUCCUGCCUCUGUGCGCCGUUUUCCAGAUCGCAGAUGGCUUGUGUGGUGUUGUUGGUGGUGUGAUGAGAGGUUGCGGUCGACAGAACGUGGCAGCAUGGAUCAAUUUGUUUGCUUACUAUGUGGUUGCUCUGCCAAUGGGCUAUGCAUUGACGUUUGUCGCGGAUUGGAGCUUGACAGGCAUCUGGAUCAGCUUGUCUGUCGCUUUGUUCUUGGGUGCAGCGGGCGAGUGUCUGUUCUUGUUCACGGUCAAUUGGGACGCAGAGGUGGCACGUGUGCACAGUCGCGUCAAAACAGAAGAAACCCACAUCCAUGAGGACAACGAGCAAGAACCUCUUUUACAUGCAGCAUAGAUUUCUUACACACGUUCACACACAAAAGUUUUUUUUUCUUUUCUCCUUAAAUUCGUAUUAUUGUCAUCUUUUUCAUAUACUAACUAUCGCCUUCCCCCCACAUUUGUUUCUCAUUAACUGCAUGAAAUUUACAAUACACACUACUGCAUCUCUUCCUCUUCUUUCACGCUCCCCACCUCCAUCCUUUCUAACAAUCACCGUUUCGAGUUGUAUCAUACCAUAAUUAUUAAUAAUAAAGAAAAAGCGCUCUUUU